AUGGCCAAUCUUCCCAAGCUUCCAUCGCCUCAUUCCCAGCUACCCAAGUACAUAUCUGAUCACAAAGAAAAACCCAUCACUGAAAUACUUGACCCCUAUCGCAAGUAUGAAGCCGAAUUACGAUCCGUCUACGCCCAGGACCGCCAGAAUCCUAUUCUCGAUGACCCGUACCUCAAUGUGGUCCCUCUUUUCACAGAAGACACCAAGUUCAUCACCACUCGUGCCAGAGACCUUGAGACUGAGUCUGAAGAAGAGAAGUCAAAGUACAUCAUGGCUCUCCCUGAUGACAAACGACGUCCUCAUGACUCUCCCGCUACUGUCGCCAACCUGGUCGAGUUCCAAAAGAACUUCAACAUCUUUUCAGAGUCGUCGUUGUCUGACCUGGACUGGUCAAAUGUCGUAGCUGCUGGCUCUUCAGUCGUCAACUGCCUUCUCCCUGUUCCUAAGGGGUUCGACACUACCAAGCGUAAGCUUCGCGAGUAUUACCACGAGAAGUUCUGUCCCGCUUCUGAUGUUGACCUCUUUCUUUAUGGCCUCAACCAUGACCAAGCCAUCGAGAAGAUCAAACAGAUUGAACGGGCCGUCAAGGAUGCCCUGCUCAACGAAGUCACUGUGACACAUCCAGUCAGCGAAAUCCUCACUGGGUUUGAUAUCGAUGCCGCCGGCGCAGCCUAUGAUGGAACACAGGUUUUCGUUACCCCUCGAGCUCUCGGUAGCUUCAUCACUCAGAUCAACCAUAUUGACCUCACUCGUCGUUCACCAAGUUACGAAAACAGGUUGUCUAAGUAUGCCAAGCGCAAUUUCGAGAUCUACUACGGAGAUUUCCAGAAGCAAAAGGUCGACCCAACCAUAUACGAACGCAGCUUCCGAAGAACUCUAGGUCUCGCACGUCUACUUGUUCUCGAAAGACUUCCUACCACCACAGCUAGAGAGACUUACCUCGACAAGAGACGCGAGGAGCGAGGCCGUCCUCGAGUCUACAGGACACGUCAAGUUCUUCAUGGCAACAUCAAAGACUACCAUGAGGAUGAAGUUGCUGACUGGUUGUCUGAUGAGGAUGUCAGUAACUACCAUACUUUCACUGUUCCCUACGGACAGCACUUCAACGCUAAGCGGAUCGAGAAACUCUGUUACACGAGAGAUCUUCUUCUUAAUGCAGAGUGGAAUCAGCCUGACGAGCGGGAAGUGUACUUGCAUCGCCACCCUGCAUUCUUUGGACGUGUUCAAGAUGUUAUCGAAGAUUGUUGUGGCUGUUGUCCUGAGCCUGUCACUGAUGAGGAAAAGGAAAUCGCCGAGAAGGAGGCUGAGAUUUACAUCAAAGGCAAGGUAUCCUUCCUUAUUGAUGACCCUGGUCGACAACAAAUUGGUUCUUUCAAUCCUUUGACCGAGAAUGAUUGGACAGACAUGGCAUACGUUGGCAAUGUCACCCGACUUUGUCAGUCGAUCGUCGAUGGUGAUGCCGAAGACGUGUCGAACUGGCUCAGUCAGGAAGGGUCGGACCCAAACAAGAGAGACUACACAGGCAGAUCACCACUCCACCUUGCCGUCAUGACAUCCACUCCUGAGGUCGUCAAGUGCCUCGUGGACCACGGUGCUCGUCUCACUGCUCGUCUAGCGGACGGUAGGAAUGCUCUCCACUUGGCUGCUUCACGAGGAGACUCGUCAAUCAUCAAGAUCCUCAUGGAGAAAUCAAUCGAGAAUGAAGAAGCUGAAGAGGAGCGCCAGGACAAGAAGCGUAAGGCAGCGAAGAAGGCUGGGUCUGCCGCCGGAGACGGUGACUCGGAGGGCGACGAAGAGUCUGAUGGUGAGAUUGUUGACGGCGAAGCAACAGACGUGGAUUCUGCUUCUAUGACUACGGGGUCUUUUGUCAAAGUCAAGCAAGAUGAAGGCGAUAGUGCUGACGCUGAUGAUCUGGUUCCCGAAGAAUCGCAAGAUGAACCUGAUUUCUUCAACAUUGACGCUUUGGCGUGGGAUCUCCAAUGUUCCCCUCUGCAUCUUGCCAUCGCAGAAGGCAAUGAGGAUGCUGUCAAAACACUUUGCGAUUAUGGGUCAGACUCGAUCAUGCCUGUUAAGUCUCUCAGGGACAGCGACGCCCGAGCAAUUCUAACAUUGGUACUGGCCUUGUCGCUCCCCAACGACAAGGCCAAGUCAAUGGCUGAUCUUCUUCUGAAACUGGGCGCCACGUCUGCUCAGGCGGACGCCAGGGGGUGCAGUGCAUUCCACCGCUACGUCGAGGCUGGAGAAGAAGAACUCAUCGACACACUCCUGGAUACCGACAAAACAGGUAUCAAGGUCGCUAUCAACCAUAUGGUCUGCGGUGGAAGCUACUGGAACUCAGAAUGCACCGCACCUAUCAAUACCGCUAUCGAGAACGGCAAUGUCGCUUUGGUACUGAAGCUCCUCACUACUGGCGCGAAAGCGGAUAUCGAUUUCGAUACUUGGCUCAAGUCUGCAAAGGUUUCCAGUUUAAGUAGCAACUUGGGAGACCUGGAGAAAAAUCAGAAAAUGUACAAGGAGAGCGUGGAGCAGCCAUUAAUCACCGCUAUCCGAUCGGGCAACACGGAUAUCGCCAUCAAGCUACUCGAAAACGGCGCUGAUCCCAACUCGCUCGACACCAAAACUCAGCAGUUGAUCUUCAAUGAAUACCAAAGAAGCUGGAAUAAAGGACAAUCAGCUCUUGACAUGGUUCGGUCAUCAUUGAAGGGCCUUCGAGGUUAUACUUAUGAGAAGACUACGCCAGUGAAACCAAGGGAGACACCCGGCUUGGAUGAGUUUCUGCAAGGUCUCACUGAAGGAACCUAUGCUCAUACUAUCGUUUCAUCCGAUGUUGAAAGCCACAAAUACAAUUACAUCCACGCGAAAGAGCGAUACGAGAAGGACAUCAAGAAGAUGAAGGAGCCCAAGGGGGUGCCCGAGAAGAAUGAGACUAUCAAGGAGCUCCUCGCAGGCUUCGAAGUUGUCGAAAACACUUUGCUCAGCAAGGGUGCCAAGCCAUUCGCGGAACUGUAUCCUGACAUCAAGACGUACGGGGGGGAUGACAGGUCGAGCCGAAACAGUCGCAAGUCUGAGGAUGAGGCCCCGAAACCCUACGAAUUCCGUUUCUCCUUCAACAACGACCGCGACAUGACUGAAAAGAGAAGGGAUGGUUAUAUCGAACUGAUGGAAGCUGCCUGGGCUGGAGAUGUAGAGAAGGUCAAGAAACUCUCACUCCAAGCAUGGGGCCCGGAACAGGACCAAGCGCCAUUGAAGAUUGCUGUUUCUGACAACUAUGGAAACACUCCCUUUUCUAUUGCUGUCCUUCGUGGACACCACGAACUGGCCAAAGCCUUACUCGAGAUUGUGAAGGCACAAUGGUCUCCGCCCAAGAAGGAUAAGGUCCGAUUCCGAAUGGACACUGGCGGUGAUGAAGACGAAGAAUACAGCGAGGAUUCUGACGAGUCUGAUGACUCUCAAGACGGCGAGCCGCGAAUUGUGUCCGAAAAGGUGCAGCAGCAGUUCACCAUUGACGAUAUCGGGCAUGUUGACUUGAAUGUUGAGUCCCACACCAAGCCUCUGGAAGUCAUAUGCCAAUCGGUUCCAACGCAGUGGUCGAUCCCAAAUGAAAAACGCUUCUAUCACUGGAUUAAUGAGAGCUUGUUCAACCAUAUGUUGGCCAUUGAUGAUACAAAUGGGCUCAAGUUCCUCUUGGACAUGGCACAGCAGUACUCGAGUCAGAAGUUCGAAGGAGACAACGAAGGAGAGGAUGAAGACUCUUCCACAGGCUUUGUGUUUCCACGAAGUGGUUUCAGCUAUUGUGUGGAGUCCGGCAAGACAAAACUGCUCGCCCUGAUUAUCAAGCGAACAGGUGCAGGCAUUCCACUCAAUCAUCUUGUCAAGAAGAGCGGCGUGGAGCUGAAGCGAAAGCCACGCUUUUAUCAGGGACUGACUGUGUACGGAAGAAAGAGGAAGGAUUGGGCGACCGCUGGACGUGGUAUGGUAGUCAGGAGCAGUGGCCCAAUGACGCCACCUCUUCUCGACGCUGCUCUUGCGGGCAACCUAGACAGUGUCGAGUUUUUCCUCGGAGAUACCCCACACAGGUUGUACAGCGAAUUCUCUAAAUCAAAAGCUUCUAGGGAUGACAUUCGAUUCAAGCACUUGAAGGAAAGUCCUGGCGGGUUUGACCGUGCAAUCUCAAAAUGGCUCGGGGCGGAUAAUGAUCUCGUGAUCCAUUGCGCAGUCCUCGCGCAUCCGGGUGAGAGUGCCAACGAGGUACUCGAGUUCCUCGUUGAAACUUUCCCUGCUGCAGUUGAGAAGAAGAAUACUGAAGGUGACACUCCUCUUAUGGUAGCCUGCCGCCUUGGCCGAAUCGAUGCUGUCAAAAUUUUGUUAUCUGCCAACGCAGACCAAUCUACCCGCAACCAGAAGGGUGAGAACAUUCUGCAUGCAGCGCUUGCCUGCCUUCCCAAGGAUCACCAGCUCCGCGAACUCCUGGAUCUUCUUGACCCCGAUCUGCGAAGCCAUCUUUUCCUUCAAAAGAAGAACCUGUCCGAGAACGGAACCACGCCUUUCCAUACAUGGGUUUCUCAAGCUUCGGGAGUACAGCCUGACAACAUCAACUACUACCACAGGCGUUACAAGCCCUAUGAUGGCAAGGAGAAGGAGAUGAUUCAGAUGCUAAAUCUUCUUCUCGAAUACUCCAAAGGUGAUGAGCUGGAGAUGCUUAACGGAGCCGGAGAUACGUGUCUUCAUACUGCAAUCAUGAUGAACAUGAUCGCUCUUGUUCAAGCCUUGAUUCGAUACAGGCCAAGUCUGGUGUACAGAGAAAACGCCGUCGGUCGAACGCCCGCUGAGCUAGCUCAUGAUCGUCUUACGAGCCAAAAGUUUGAGAUGCUCAAUAAUGUCGAGCGAGGCCGGAAUGAUACAGUCGGAGACACUCUAAGAAGAAGACCUGAGGAAUUUGCCUCUAAGACUGACAUUCAGACCCAGGCACCGGGGCAAAGGAAGGAGUUCCUUGAAACACUUGGACUUAGCGACACUUACAAGACGGAAGAUGUCUCUUUGAUCCAGGCCGAGAUGGGCGUCAAGAAGCAGCACUCAAACCAAUCUCUCGAUAUCAAGACGAUUCGUAGAGUUUUGUGGGAUUUCUGUCACACAGCGAUGCAGAAAUACCCUGGCAACCGCCGAUUGGUGACUUUGAAUGAGGCCAACGAUGUCGCCAAAAGACUGGGCGAGAAGUACUCAGCAUCGAGAUAUUUCAGCGUCCAGGCUCGAGUUGAGGAUGGGGAGGAUGAUUCCGAAGAGAAAGAGAACAACACAACCGUCGACUAUGCAGUCAAGGUGAUGAAUUCUCGUUUGUCACGGGCUUGGCACAUCGAGGAGGAGGAGAAGGAGGAGGAGGAGGUCGCAGAGAGCAGCGCUUCAUCGAGUUCCGAAAGUUAUGCUUCUUAG
Messenger RNA from Fusarium coffeatum, 5427 nucleotides. RefSeq lists its product as uncharacterized. The transcript has 8 exons. Gene Ontology annotation, molecular function: protein binding. Lineage: Eukaryota; Fungi; Ascomycota; Sordariomycetes; Hypocreales; Nectriaceae. The record is from RefSeq and is a predicted model, not a curated record. The coding region runs from base 1 to 5427 and encodes 1808 amino acids.